Syzygium oleosum is the source of this 961-nucleotide messenger RNA. RefSeq lists its product as uncharacterized. Lineage: Eukaryota; Viridiplantae; Streptophyta; Magnoliopsida; Myrtales; Myrtaceae. The record is from RefSeq and is a predicted model, not a curated record. The coding region runs from base 212 to 805 and encodes 197 amino acids. The transcript has 2 exons.
GAGCACACACGAAUCGGUUCGUACAACCAAAUGGUUGUGCGGCACGUUUACAUUAUUCGUGUGCGGUCAGAAUUGCGCUGAGGUUCAAUUUAAAGGAAGAAAAACGAGGAAUUCUCUCCCAUACUAAGCCUCGGCGCAUGGUUGCAUCCUCAAGUCUAACAGGCUUAACAAAACAAGAUACAGAAGAGCAAAAAGAAAGGAUAUCUCUCCCAUGGCGACUCCCAGAAACGGGAAUGGCGUGAAAGUGGAAGGGGACACGGUGGACGAGAGGAAGUACUUCCAGAAAGUGCUGGACGGCAUCGUGGGGCUCAACUCGUGGUUCACGGUGGCCAUGUUCGUGGGCCUCUCGCUGGCGAACCCUGGCCAGGUCCACAGCCUCGAGGAGGACCGCCCCAAGUGCGACCCUGACACGAAGCUCCGCAAGCAGCUCAUCUUCUACGAGAUUGCGUCCUUCAGCUUCUUCAUCUUCUCGGGCUUCCUCGGGAAGACCGGGAAGAUUGUCCUCUACAUCUACGAGAGGAAGAAGUGCACCGACCCUCACAGGAAGGUGCCCAGCCUUGUGGCGUUCUAUCUGGCGAUCUACGGGACGAUGAUUGGGUGCCUGUUCUUGCUCCUGGCGAUGGUCAAUGUCGCUCAGAUCAAGCUCGGGAAGCUCUCCUGCGGGAGCGAUUACGCGGUCCGCACGGUGACCGUGCUGGUGGGAGCAGUCGGAGUGGCUCUGAUGAUAUAUUUCUUCACGGUGUCAUAUGGUAUGCUGUUCACAGAGAGACCGAUAUGCAAAGCUAGUCCUCCUAGAGAUGCUUAAAACCAUGUUUGAACACUUUAUAAGCUUUGUCAGACUUAUAUAUCGUGAUGAAGUGUUGUCGUGGAAGAUGUAAUCCUAUUGCUGCGCAAAGUGGUCAUUCUUAAUUCAUCUUGCGAAGAAGAUGAUAGUAGGCAUCUCAAAUUCAUUGUCCUGAAA